Messenger RNA from Peronospora matthiolae, 312 nucleotides. NCBI's taxonomy places the organism in Eukaryota, Oomycota, Peronosporomycetes, Peronosporales, Peronosporaceae. The record is from the annotation of a GenBank genome assembly.
AUGAAGGCGUGGCAGUCGCCACCGCAGAGGGGACUGGACCAGGGGACGUCGAAGCUUGCAGUCAGGGGACUGUGCUGCACUCACUGGUCGUUUUCGGUGCGUGCACUUCAUCUGGACGAGACAGUGGACCCUGACGGUGAAAACGCCAGUGUGUGCUCCUUGCACUUGGCUUCUCAGCUGCCAACAACGUCAACUUGGGUAUGCAUCGUACACCGCGACUUCCAGCCAUCUCUGCAUAGCCUGGAGAUUUGCCCAGGCACCUUCAUGAAAACACCAGGCUAUUGUGUCGCCGUGCUGGACUCGGGUCUCUAG